Molecule: messenger RNA, 618 nt
Organism: Aspergillus ruber CBS 135680
Lineage: Eukaryota; Fungi; Ascomycota; Eurotiomycetes; Eurotiales; Aspergillaceae
Product: ricin B-like lectin
Exons: 4
Coding region: 59-508 (149 amino acids)
Source: RefSeq, a predicted model, not a curated record
CAGCAUUUCAUUACCAAACUCAAUUGACCAACCAUCAAACUCGCUCUGUUAAACAACCAUGGCCAGCCAAAUCCGCCCCGGUCUUUACUUGUUAGAAGUCGAGCACAGCCAUCUACUGCUGGACCUUGACGACUCGAAGACUGCCAAUGGAACUGCCGUUCAGACAUAUGAGUCCAAAUUCGACAACGUCAACCAGAAGUGGCAGGUUGUGUCUGCGGGUAACGACGAGUACUUAAUCCUUGCCAACAAGGCUGGUACCUACGUGACAGCCCCGAAGCAGGACACCUAUGAGAUUACCGGAAACUUGAUCUCGCCAACUGACAAGCAUGCGAGAUGGAAGUUUGUCGAGGUUGGCAACGGCGCCUAUUAUAUCUACAGCGUUGCCUUCCCCAAAUCCGUCUUUGACGUCCAGCGCUCCGGGAAGAACAACAAGACUUCUGUCCUAGCUUAUCCUGCGAGGUCGAGCGACAACGCCAACCAACAGUGGAGGCUCAAGCCAACCCAGUAAGCUGCAGCUUUCUCACUGUGGACUUAUGAUGUAAAUGCCAAUCAAGCUUUGCUUUAAAUUUGAACAAACUAUUUCAACAAUACUAGCAAGACUAGCAAUCAACUACGCGU